UCAUAAGCGAGAGCAGCGAGAAAGAAUCCCUCAUUACCCCCCAAUCAGCUCAGCUAGUACAGCAAGAGCGACAAGCGUUCCUCUCACAGUCCACUCUCUCGCGAAUAGGCUUUUCUAAGCCGUACUUCCUCCCUACCCACUCCAGAAACGUGUGCUCUUUCUCUCUUUCAGGGUUGUUCCGCCCGGUAGCUUCAGUUCCGGGGCAGCCAUUUUGGGAGGCUGGUGCGCCGUGGCUGGUCGGGCCUGGGCUGCAACGGCUGGUGAUAGCGACGGGGAGCAAUUUGCGAGCCGGCGAAUGUGGGGGGUGUUGUAGGGGAAGAGUUGUUGUCUACUAAUCAUAGUGUUUGCCUGCCCCAUGUCGGACUUCGACAGCAACCCUUUUGCCCAUCCGGACCUCAACAACCCCUUCAAGGAUCCUUCUGUUACACAAGUGACAAGAAAUGUUCCUCCAGGGCUAGAUGAGUAUAAUCCUUUCUCUGAAUCAAGAACAUCUCCUCCAGGAAAUGUGAAAAUGUCUAAUGUACCUAGUACCCAGCCAGCAAUAAUGAAACCAACAGAAGAACCACCUGCUUAUGCACAAACUGCAAAGGAGCAUGCCUUGGCCCAGGCAGAACUGCUAAAGCGUCAAGAAGAACUGGAAAGGAAAGCAGCUGAACUGGAUCGCAGAGAAAGGGAAAUGCAGAGUCUUAAUCAGCAGGGGGGUAGAAAAAAUAACUGGCCACCUCUUCCUGAGAAUUUUCCAGUGGGUCCAUGUUUCUACCAGGACUUUUCUGUAGACAUUCCUGUAGAAUUCCAGAAGACAGUAAAGAUCAUGUACUAUUUGUGGAUGUUCCAUACAGUGACGCUGUUUCUUAAUAUCUUCGGAUGUUUGGCUUGGUUUUACAUUGAUGCUACGCGAGGGGUUGAUUUUGGAUUGAGUAUCCUAUGGUUCUUGCUUUUUACCCCUUGUUCUUUUGUCUGCUGGUACAGACCACUUUAUGGAGCUUUCAGGAGCGACAGUUCAUUCAGGUUCUUUGUGUUCUUCUUUGUAUAUAUCUGUCAGUGUGCUGUACAUGUACUUCAAGCUGCAGGAUUUCAAAGAUGGGGAAACUGUGGGUGGAUUUCAUCUCUUACUGGUCUUAAUAAGAGUAUCCCUGUUGGCAUUAUGAUGAUUAUCAUAGCUGCACUUUUCACAUCAUCUGCUGUUAUUUCAUUAGUUAUGUUUAAAAAGGUGCAUGGUCUCUACCGCACAACUGGUGCUAGUUUUGAGAAAGCACAGCAGGAGUUUGCAACGGGAGUGAUGUCCAACAAAACUGUACAAACUGCUGCAGCCAACGCCGCAUCAACAGCAGCAACCAGUGCAGCUCAGAAUGCAUUCAAGGAGUAUCUCACGUCCUAGUGGUAAAUGGAGAAGAGUUCAAGUCUUCCUUGAAAGCAGUGGACACUGGUGCCUACCACAAGGAAUGGACAGAGCCCAACAAAAGCAGAGCAUGGAAGCAACGUAUACAGCACAGCCGCCUUGUAUAGGAAAAGAGGCUGUGGCAAUCCACCUAGAGUAGAUUUUGAGCCAUGGUUUAUUUGUGGUACUGUUAUUCUGUUAUUAAGUCACCACUAUGUACAUUUGAUAGCAUGAAUGAUGUACCUAAUGUGGUAUUUUUAAUCUAAAUUUCAAUUAAAUAUGAGAAUUUUUAAUCACAGUUCUCUUCCCUGUGCUGUCUUCUGUGUGUGUGUGCGCUUGCUUUCCCAACUUAGUGCUUACAACUAGCCUAUGCAAAUCAGGGGAAGAAUCUCCCCACAACAGCACUUAAAUUGUGCAAUAAUUCUAAUCAUAAAACAUGACUGUAUCAUGUUGCACAACUGUGCUUACCAUUUACAAGACAGUUCAAAAACUGUUUAGUCUGCUGCCACUGCCACCCUAGAUCUGUAAGUUACAAAGAAACAAUUUCACUACUAAAUGAUGCAUGCAUGCACAGGUGACUUCAAAAACUCACAUCUGCUAUCUCCCAAAAUAAUCCCAACUGUACCUCAGAGUGUUCUCUGUAUUGUUUAUUUGCAAACGUAGCUAUAUCACAGUGGUCUAGAUGAACUCAUUUUGCCCUUCAAAGAAAACUUGGUAAUAAAUUCAGUGUUAGAGAGCAGGUGUUACAGUUGAUAUGGUAUGAAAAAAAAAUCAACAGACUCUAAUAGUGCCUAAAAAAAAAGGCAAGACACAGCAGUGAUACAGAAAGGUCAAUUCAGAGACAGAAAUUAGGAAAAUAAACAGUACCAAAGCAAUGCUGUUUUCAGCAACUUCAUUUUACUUUCAAUAAUGUUUUAGGAUUCACUUAAUGCCUGCAGAAUUUCAUUCAGUAAUGACAGAACAUGUUUAGAUUUUAACCCUCUUAAGUUUACAGCACAAGAAAGUGGGCUGCACAUGUUUAAGAAUUUUUUUCAUAACAGUUCAGUAGACUAAUUCUUGUUACCCUAAUGUAUUAUUUUGAUAGUGGACAUUUUGCUUCCCCAUUUCAGCAGAAUUACAGCGUUUAUAUACAGAUUUAUAAAAAAACAAGUGAAACCUUUACAUAGAUCAGCCGCCUUGCAUGUUAUCCUGACCUUUAAAAGAAAAAUCCCCAUAUUGUUCAAAACUAUAGAGCAAACAACCAGGAAAAAAAAGUCUUUUUAAAGUUCUAUGACACUGUGUUAAUACAAUAAAUAUCCAAAACUUCUGAACUACUCAGACAUGCAACAGAGGGACAGAAGAAGUGCAUUUGUAGAGAACCACGAGGAUGGCAGUGCAUUGUUAGUAAUUUACAACAUAUACAAACAUCCCCCAGAUAAAUAAAACCAACUCCUAAAUUACAGAUCAAUGACUACAGACAUUCUAAUGUUUGAACUUCAUACUUUGCACUCAAUUUGCCACAGUACUACAAAAUGACAAAUUAAGUGGGCGCCAUACUCUGAUUAAUUAAUAAGAGACUGUAAAAUCUAGUUUUAGUUAGUUACAAAAUAUUUUAACAAAUGUCAGCCUUCCGUUGUUAAAGCUAAACUCAAACUUCUCCCUCCCUUUUGGGCUGCAAAGUGUCAGAGAGUUCUGGUUUAAACAAUUCAUGUGUAACUGAACCUUGAAUUUCACUUAGGAGGUUUAAAUCUGUACAUUCAACUCAUGACAUUACAAAUCAACGAUCCUUAUACAUAGAAUACUAAAUAUGUUUUCUCAAAGAGCAGUUAAACAUUUGGGAAAAAAAACCACAACAAUCUACCUGCCAAAUUGAUGUUUUAUUCCUAAUGUUUUUUCCAUAAUAUAUUCUGUUAAUGUAUGUUAUUACGCAGUCUUAAAACUUAAAUUAAAUUGCAAGGAUGAUGUCCCUAGGAUUCAUAUCCAAGAGAUAGCCAAGAGAAUUGCUUAAAUUUAGAUUUAAAAGUAACCCAUAGUAGAGUUCCUAGAUACAACCCUCAAGUUAUAUUAAAAAGAUUAUGAAAAGAACAAUCUUGAUAUACAGCUGCUAGAAGCGUGAUGCCUGAUCGCAACAGAAAAUUGUGGCUUUUGUCUGGAAAGCUUUUAAUAACAUUCCACACACUUAAGUUCAAUGCUAGCAUGUCCACUAAUAUAGACUUUUAGAGCCCCUAUUACACAGAAUAUUUAAAUUAUUUUUAACUUCAUGAUGCAGAGAAUGUUUAGAAGCAAGUAUAUUAAUUAAUAUUCAUUAAUAUGAACAGCAUAGGUGAAACUACUAUAUUUAUCCAAAUUCAAGCUGGAUUUAAAGAAAUUGGUAAAAGAAAGGAGACUAAUAGGGACUUCAUGCUAACAGUACAAUACUGUUCCAGGGAUUAAGCUAAGGGUUUUAUUUUUUGUAAUGCUCUUAUGUUAUUAUGAAUAUACUGUAGUGAAAAAGAAUUAAUCUAUGAAACUCUGUCCACAUUCAGAACAUGGAGGGGCCUCAGAAUUUUAUGCCCAGUCUUACUAAAGGUAAUUCACCCUAAGAGCUGAAUUCAUUUCAGCUACAGUGCGUACUUAUACAGGCUGUGGGAUGUGGUCCCUUCCUGUUUUAAUUUUCCAAAACAGAGUUUAAAAAAAAAGCAUAAGACUCAUGAGGCAAUCCAAGAAUAUCAAAUAGCCUUCAAAGGAGAGAAACAUCACUUUAUAGUAAGACCUGAUUAAAUUCUAGAAUAUUUUGAUGGUAUGUACCGUUAUGGAUUGUUCAGUUCCACAGCACCAAUUUAACCUCUUAGGCCUCCAGUUCAAUCAGUUAAAUUUUAACUUUGUGAAAGAUGAAGAUUUCUCUCUUUUCCAACUCGAAAAAGUUUAAAAGCUUUUUUUCCCCAGCUUAAAUCAAAUCACAGAGAUGGGUGAGUUAUGUUAAAAUGAAGUCAUGUAUCUGUUAAAUGCCAUUGCUUAAAAAAGCUUGAUUUUAGACAAUAUUUCUGGUAGAAAAUUAAAUGCUGUAUAUUUAGAUUUUUGGACAAGCAGUAAACAGAAUGCCUGACAAGGCUAGAGAUUAAACACAAAUCUACACUAAAAAAAAAAUUUAAAAAAAACCCAAACACAACAAAAAUACCACUGCAUGUAAGAGGGAAGGAGGGGUGUGGCGAUUCAUGACACGGAAUCCGUAUUCAUGCACAAGUGAAGCCGAAGCUGUUUAUUAAAAAAAGAUCAGCCUUAAUAUAGUCUGCCUCAUGUGCUGGUAUUUUUCCCUUCUCGCCGCCUCAGAAUGUGUUCUAUCCCACUAGCUCCACAUAUGGUAUAAACAUAGAUAAGUGCGCUCUCCUGCUUCGGUGCUCCACCUGUGCCCCUGACCUUCUGUCCCGCAUAUCAAGGCCUCAGUUCUGUGUUUUUGUGGGUUGUUUUUCUAUCCCACAGCUUGCAUCCAACAAGGGCGAUGAGAUCUCCGGUGCUGUCAUGGGAGGCCACAUUCACUUACUCCACAGAGGGGCAUGAAACUACUGUUCUAAAGGUCACUAUUUGUUUCCUUUCCAGCAAAAUGAUUACCCCAAGACAAGAAUACUGAAAUUAAAAAUAGCAAAUAUAUAAUCGCUUAGCUCUGUGAUUGAAACCAUCAGUUAUCUUCUUUAAACUGUACAUUGCAUUACACAUUCUAUUACAGAGAAUGUUUAUCCACCAUAGUAAUUUCUCACAGGUAGAGAAUACUCCAUGAAAACAGAUACAAGCUGUCCUGGUUUCAGCUGGGGUAGAGUUAAAUUACUUCGUAGUAGCUAGUACGGGGCUAUGUUUUGGAUUUUUGCUGGAAACAGUGGUGAUAAUGUGGAGAUGUUUUAGUUGUUGCUAAGUAGCACUUACACUGGUCGAGGACUUUUUCAGCUCCCCGUGCUCUGCCGGGUGCACAAGAAGCUGGCAGGGGACACAGCCAGGACAGCUGACCCCAACUGACCAACGGGAUAUUCCAUACCAUAUGACGUCAUGCUCAGUAUAUAAAGCUGGGAGAAGAAGGAGGAAGGGGGGAACGAUUGGAGUAAUGGCGGUUGUCUUCCCAAGUAACCAUUAUGCGUGAUGGAGCCCUGCUUUCCUGGAGAUGGCUGAACACCUGCCUGCCCAUGGGAAGUAGUGAAUGAAUUCCUUGUUUUGCUUUGCUUCUGCGCACAGCUUUUGCUUUACCUAUUAAACUGUCUUUAUCUCAAACCAUGAGUUGCCUCACUUUUGCUCUUCCGAUUCUCUCCCCCAUCCCACCAGGGGGGAGUGAGCGAGCGGCUGCGUGGUGCUUGGUUGCUGACUGGGGCUAAACCACGACACAAGCAAACGCUAUAAUUAAAGUGUCACAGGUAAAUUCUGGACCAAAACACUAUUUAAACAAGAUCAGAUAACAGUAUUCAUGCAAACUUACAGGUUUAUAUCAAAAAACUUAUCCUAAAAAAACCCCAAGAAUUAUAUCUAUCCUACUUGUAUUUGUCCUCCAGCAGCUGCUGAAAUUGCAAAAGCAGUAGCCAAACCUAACUUUCUACAUCGCUCAGGCUACCCCACUUCUUAUAGCAGAAAUAGGGAAAGCUGUUCUUUCUUACAAAGAAAAGAAAAAUCAAUCCAAAGUGCUUUCCUGAAGUUAAAAAAAAAUACCAGAGUGGACUACUAAAAAACCUCCAAAUUCUUAAUAUAGUUAUUUGAUCAUUAUAUACCACAAUUCAUUUCAAAUAAUUGUUGAAAUUAUUUAUCCUCCACAAAAUAUGGAAGGCUUUUAUUCUAGAAUGCAACAUUUUGAAGAAGGGCAGAGAAUGGUUAUCUUUUUAAAAUAAAUAAAUUUAUAAUAACACAAAACAAACAUUUCCCAUUUUACCCAUGAACAGCUGCAGAAGAGGCAAACAUGCUGUGUGUAUUUUGAUCUAUGUUUUUAGGGAAUAUAAUAGGUGACUGGAAAAUAAAGUACAAUCGAAAAGAACCGUCAUGACUUUUUAUAUUUCUCUACAUUUGGUUACCCUUGAAUGCAUUCUGAGCUGCACUGGUUGCUGCUGUUGAUGCGGCGUUGGCUGCAGCAGUUUGUACAGUUUUGUUGGACAUCACUCCCGUUGCAAACUCCUGCUGUGCUUUCUCAAAACUAGCACCAGUUGUGCGGUAGAGACCAUGCACCUAGGGAAGUGGAAAAGCGGUGAAAAAAGUGUGCUAAGCCUUCCAUUUCUUGGUAGAGUAAUAGCAAAGUCUCAAACAUGAAGUAGAGUUGUGUGGUGGAGAAAUCUGGUUUGCUCAUAUGUUUGGGAGGAUCCAGAAAUGAGUAAAUGGACUUUUUUUUCCCACAAACCCUACAAAUUUUGAUUGCCCUGCUGUGCACAGACAGUUUGACUGCAGGGAUACCUGUAUCUUUUUGCAAGUUCAGAAGGGUCUUGUAGGUCUUCACUAAAAUGUGUGUGGUAUCUACUGUCUGAAAUAACAUAUUUAAAUACACAAACAGGCUGCAUCCUUAGCAUAACGCAGGACCCAUAGCUUGCAAAAGCAUCUUCUGUCUCAAUUUGUAUACAACUUGGUGUACUCAUUAAAAGAGUUUAUAAGUGUGCAUGUUAAAAGAAACAGCAGGAAACAAAACCAAAAAAGUAUUUUUGAAUCCACUGUGUCAAUAACAUUCUGGUGAACUUUUUUCUACAGCAAUUUUUUAGAAACAUCUUAAGUUCUCUGAUUGACAUGGUUACAAGACCCUAUUAAGCUAAGCUAUGACUGAACAUUAAAAAGUAUAAAAUAUCCCAAUAAUGCAGAUAAAUAUCUGCUAAACUAGUGUGAUGACCAAUUGCUCUGCAUAAUAAGCAAAGGUAUUAAACAAUAUGGCUUAUAAACUCUAGUAUAAUAAAAAAACAAAUCCUGAGUAACUUCCAAGUACCCGACUAUUAAAUUGAAAAUGCUAUUUCUGAUUCAUAUUCAAUCAAGUCAUGAUAAACUUGUCAAAUAAUAUUACGAAGUCAUGUUGUAACUUUUUUCUUUGUUAUAAAUGUGACUGUUUCUCAUCCAUAAAGAUACACCAGGUCA
Messenger RNA from Phalacrocorax carbo (great cormorant), 7414 nucleotides. Lineage: Eukaryota; Metazoa; Chordata; Aves; Suliformes; Phalacrocoracidae. The record is from RefSeq and is a predicted model, not a curated record.